UUUGACGGGUGAAAGUUGAACAGAUGAGAGAAACAGAGGAGGUGUGUAAUUCUCAUCCUUACUGUUGUUAUAAGAAGGGCUUCCAGUUUUUGUAAGUGGACGGCAAAAGCAACAUUCAGAGAUGAGUCUGACUGCUAUUCUGUCAGAGAUCGACGGUGGAGAUGACAAGGGAGUUGAAAAGCUUUUGCAGAAGUAUAACAUAGAGAACAGCCACACGUUUGCCUUUGACCACAAAGAGGAGGAUGCACGAAUUAAACUGUGUCAGGGUCUUCUUACAGUCCUUCGUCGGUCAGAUCUUCCACUUUGCCAAAGCACCUGCCUGGAGACCCUGCGCAUCCUGUCCAGGGACAAGCGUGUACUUGGACCCGUAGCCACCAAAGAUGGCAUCCUCACUCUUGUAGGACUGGCCCGGAUCCGUGUGGCGGGACACAACGGAGAGCCGCUAGAGGAGGCACGGUCAGCAGAGGAGGAGAGGGUUGUGGUGGAAGCCCUCAAGUGUCUGUGCAAUGUAGUGUUUAACAGCGCCCCGGCACAGCAGGUGGGCGCUGAUGUGAAGUUAGCGGAGGGCCUGUGUGCCCGCUUGCAUUCGGUCAGCGCGUCCCAUCAUGAGGUGGGCCUGUUCUCUCUCCGGCUGCUGUUUUUGCUUUCCGCCCUGCGGACAGAUGUGCGUGGCAAGCUUCAGAAGGAGGUGGGCGCCGUGAGGCUGCUCACUGACAUACUGGAACGCACCCUUGACGUCUGUUGGGUGGGGCCAUAUGAGGCCGCGCCCCCUAAACCAGAAGUUCUGCCUAUUUCUUUAGAAAACAACGAGCUAGCCAUGGAAGCCCUCAAAGCGCUGUUCAACAUCACAAUGUCUGAUUCCAGCGAUGAGGACAAUGACCACCAGCUUCGGCUGAUUGCAGGCAUCAUGAGACAUCUAUUAAUGCUCAAGACGCACACCGAAGAUAAAACCGAGGAAGCUCACAGUCAUACCAUAAAUCUCCUGAGUAACCUUCCCGUGCGAUGCCUGGAUGUUCUGAUAGACGUCCCUGUCCAAGGUGGGAUGGAAAUGUAUGGUGGGAAAAACAUGGACAUAGUGCAGAUACUGCUAGAUUUUAUGGAAAAAAGGAUAGACAAGGGGACCAACUAUAAAGAAGGCUUGACACCUGUGCUAAGUCUGAUGACCGAGAGCUCUAGAUACCACAGGGAAAUCCGCAGAUACCUCAAGGCCAAGGUGCUGCCUCCCCUGAAGGAUGUGAAGGAAAGGCCAGAAAUCGGCUGCACUGUUAGAAACAAACUGGUGCGUCUCAUGACACACAUAGAUAUGGCAGUGAAACAGGGGGCCGCUGAGUUUCUCUUUGUUCUCUGCAAGGAAAGUGUGGAUAAUCUGUUGAAGUACACUGGUUAUGGUAAUGCUGCGGGACUGUUGAUGGCACGAGGGUUGCUGGCCGGAGGUAGAGGAGAGACGCAGUACUCAUCUGAUGAAGACUCUGACACUGAGGAGUACAAGUCAGCCAAACCUAUUAACCCCAUCACAGGCCACAUAGAGCACCCAAUGCCAAACCCUAUGGAUGAGAUGACAGAAGAGCAGAAGGAAUAUGAAGCUCAGAAGCUUGUCAGUAUGAUUGAUGAAUUAUCAAGGAAGGAACUGAUCAGACCAAUGGGAGUGAGGAAGGAUGGCACUCUAGCGCCCCUAGGACAAGCCAUCCAUGAGUGCAGCCCUCCACCCAGCAGCGACUCCGACUCAGACUAGCAGGAGUUUAGUGCACUCAAACAAACCUUCUAGGCACUGCUGUCGCUGGCUGACCACCACUGUCUUACCAACUCUCCCUUGCACGAGGGAUAGUUCAGUUAUUUCCUGAUGAGGUUCUUUUGUUGCACAAAGGCAUGUCUUUUUAAUUGGGACAUGUAUGGCAAACUAUAGAGUGAGCAGAGAGAGAGAGGAAGCAGAAAUGUUUAAAUAGAUUAAACGGUUGUUACCGGACAUCAGAUAUAAUUACAGUGAUUGUAUAAGAUGGAACUGUUAAGUAGAAAGUUACACAACAUAUUCACUGUCUUUCAUAUUCACAAUGUCUUUUGAAAUGUUAUAUGCCAAGACAAGCCAUGAGAUCACUUAUGUUAAUAAUUUGUCUUGCACUUUUUUUUUUUUUUUUUUUGCAAAAUGUGCAUUUAACUUUUUUUCCACCACUUUUGCCUGGAGUUUAAACGAGUGUCUUUUCUAAUGUUUUGUUUUCAGUCUCUCUCUCUAUAUAUAUAUAUAUAUAUAUAUUUUUUUUUUUUUUCUCGACGUUAUUGGAGGUGUCACUUUCUUCUUUUUCUAUUGAAUGUUAAGUUUUUACACAAAACAAAGGAUGUAAUUAAAUUGAAUUUUUUUUUUUAAGUGUUCUUGGAUCAUUGAUUCAGAAGCUUGUGAAUAUUUCACAAGGCCCAGUGCUCAUCUUCUAUAACCACUGUAAACCGUUUUUAAUUUCCUCCGAUUUUUGCAUUUCAGUUUCAUUUCAGACAAUCAUUUGAAAUAAAUAGAAAACAAAAGUAGCAA
Puntigrus tetrazona (Sumatra barb) is the source of this 2518-nucleotide messenger RNA. It is a transcript of the gene ric8b, whose product is annotated as RIC8 guanine nucleotide exchange factor B. The transcript is spliced from 10 exons. NCBI's taxonomy places the organism in Eukaryota, Metazoa, Chordata, Actinopteri, Cypriniformes, Cyprinidae. Gene Ontology annotation, molecular function: G-protein alpha-subunit binding; guanyl-nucleotide exchange factor activity. The record is from RefSeq and is a predicted model, not a curated record. Gene Ontology annotation, cellular component: plasma membrane; cytoplasm. The coding region runs from base 122 to 1732 and encodes 536 amino acids. Gene Ontology annotation, biological process: G protein-coupled receptor signaling pathway.